AUGAAGAACAUCUUGUCCCUUCUGUUUUUUCUUCAAAUCUUCCUCAUCUUUGGUCAUGCCAACACCUAUGAUAGAUUGUCGGCGCGAUCGUCCGCAUCUGACCAGGUUUCCUCUACAUUUGUAAAACGGAAGACGAAGAAACAUAAGAGCCAAGCAUCCAAUGAUCCUACGACCGACCAACCGUCAACAGGCGAACAACCGAUGACAUGCUCGAUUUCCAGAUAUGUUAGAGAAACAGGACUCGCGAGCGACUGUGUUUGUGCAAUCGCUUUUCUGUAUGAUCCGAGUUUCCCAGCAUGUACCAUUUGCCGUACUUGUGUGGUCCAGCCACUUGAUAGCAAGGAAGUCCCACUGGGAGGUCGUAAGGACAAGCAAGGUCAACCUAUGCCACCUUCCAUCGAGCUAGCCCGAAUGAAUUCAGCCUAUGACUCGAUGUUCAAGGCCCAAGUAUAUACUGAUGCCCCCAUUUGUGACCCCUAUACGACACCGCCUGGCUUGGGGGACGUGGCUAUGGCAUGCAAUGCCAGUCUGGCCGCGCAAGCUUACAGAGAAGCAAUGUAA
Messenger RNA from Melampsora larici-populina 98AG31, 561 nucleotides. RefSeq lists its product as uncharacterized. Bases 1 to 561 code for a protein of 186 amino acids. The transcript is spliced from 5 exons. The record is from RefSeq and is a predicted model, not a curated record. NCBI's taxonomy places the organism in Eukaryota, Fungi, Basidiomycota, Pucciniomycetes, Pucciniales, Melampsoraceae.